Trifolium pratense (red clover) is the source of this 3167-nucleotide messenger RNA. RefSeq names its product DNA topoisomerase 1 beta-like. Gene Ontology annotation, molecular function: DNA binding; DNA topoisomerase type I (single strand cut, ATP-independent) activity. The record is from RefSeq and is a predicted model, not a curated record. NCBI's taxonomy places the organism in Eukaryota, Viridiplantae, Streptophyta, Magnoliopsida, Fabales, Fabaceae. Gene Ontology annotation, cellular component: chromosome; nucleolus. Gene Ontology annotation, biological process: chromosome segregation; DNA replication; DNA topological change. Bases 257 to 2857 code for a protein of 866 amino acids. The transcript has 16 exons.
GUUUUUUUUUUUAUUCUUCUCUUAUAAAAUACCGUGAAACUACUGUCAUACCCUUAAUCACAUGCACGCGUAUACUCUCUCUUCCUUCCCACGCAGCAAACGCGAACGACAAGGGCAAGUCCGCAAGUUCAAUCGCAACCCUCAUCACCACCUUCCACCGUCGACUGUCGCAACCCACCGCACCACCGAGACCGUCUGUAUUAUAUUCUCUGAAAAACGCUGUGACAUACAUGCUAAGACACUCCAUAGUUGAUAAAUGACUGCGGAGGCUUCUGGUAUGUUAACUAUGUCACACAAAUUCGAUGAUGAAUAUGGGCCAGAAAAUUUUAAAAGGAUCUCAGUGUCGAAGAGUAUUCAAUUGCAUUCAGAAAUUAGAAAGUCAAGUUCUCAUUCUCAUGAUGGACAAUCAUAUAAAAACACUUCUGAUGUGCCUUCUUCAAAUGGCGAAAGUUCUAGCUCAAUAAAUGGUAAGGCUGCCCCAUCCGCCGAGGCAUCUUCCAUGGAAUCUUCUGUGGGUAUAACAAAAGCAUCAACAUCAAAUCUCAAAACUUAUACAAGGUCCCCUUCGACAAAUUCAAAUUUCCCAUCAUUAGGAAAUAAAAAAGAGUCUCUUUUAGAAAAGACAAUUCCCAUUAAUGUUGACGAGGAUAAUAAUUCUGCACGUCCUCAAGAAGACAGAUGUGAAGAUUCCGAGGAUGAUAGCAUACCAUUGAGUGCUAUGAUGAAGAAGAACAACGACAAUGCUAAGAAAGAAACUCCUAAUGUUCUCAAGAAGUCUUAUGAAGACUCUGAUGAUGAUGAUAUUCCAUUGUCAGCAAGGUUGUCACAGAAUAUACCACUUUCAAAAGUUCAGAAAGGACAGAAAUAUGGAUCCAAUGCUAUUAUUAAACAGGAAAGGACAUCUACACUGUCUGCUAAGAGACUACUAGAUAAAAGUGACUCAUUACACUCUUCACGUAAGAAGUCAAAACCCUCAGAUCCAACUUCAUCAAUUAAUGCUAAACAAAUAUCGGUUAAAUCUGAGUCGAAGGUUGAGGAGGAGGAGGCUGAUAUUCCUCUUUGCCAAAGAAGGAACAAGUUAGCCGCAUUAGUCGAUAAAUCAUCUUCCUUGAAGAAGUUGGCGAAUGUCACUAAAGUCAAUAAGGGGGCAGCUCCAUCUUUUAAGGAAAAGGCAAAGUUCAAAAAAUCAAGCAAUAAAUCAGAACAUUUCAAUUCUACUAAACUUCAACCGAGCUCUGAUGAUGGGGAGAAAAAAUGGACUACUUUGGUUCACAAUGGUGUCAUCUUCCCACCUCCUUACAAGCCCCACGGGGUAAAGAUUCUCUAUAAGGGGAAGCCGGUAACUUUGACCCCAGAGCAAGAGGAGGUUGCCACAAUGUUUGCAGUCAUGCGGGAUACAGAGUACAUGCAAAAAGAAAUAUUCAAGUGCAAUUUUUGGAGUGACUGGCAGAAGUUGCUAGGACAAAAUCACGUGAUUCAGAAUUUAGAAGAUUGUGACUUUACACCCAUUUAUGAUUGGUGCCAGAUUGAAAAGGAUAAGAAGAAACAAAUGAGUUCAGCGGACAAGAAGGCCCUAAGGGAGGAGAAAAUAAAACAAGAAGAGAAAUACAUGUGGGCUAUUGUUGACGGUGUUAAAGAGAAGGUUGGCAAUUUUAGAGUUGAACCUCCAGGAUUGUUCCGUGGACGUGGAGAGCAUCCCAAGAUGGGCAAAUUGAAAAGACGCAUCUGUCCAAAUGAUGUCACAAUUAAUAUUGGAAAGGAUGCACCGGUUCCCGAAUGUCAUAUUCCUGGUGAAAGCUGGAAGGAGAUAACACAUGACGAUACAGGUACCUGGUUAGCCAAGUGGGGAGACCCAAUCAAAUCAAAGUUAAUCAAAUAUGUGUCGCUGGGAGCUAGUAGUUCCUGGAAAGGGCAGAGCGACAAGGAAAAGUAUGAGAAAGCAAGGAUGUUGAAGAGUUAUAUAGGGAAUAUCAGGGCUGCAUAUAUCAAAGGUUUCACGAGCAAAGAUAUUACUAAGCAGCAAAUAGCUGUUGCUACUUAUUUCAUUGAUAAAUUAGCUUUGAGGGCUGGCAAUGAGAAGGAUGACGAAGAAGCAGAUACAGUUGGUUGUUGCACGUUAAAAGUAGAAAAUGUGACUGCAGAAGGCCACAACAAAUUGAAGUUUGACUUCCUUGGUAAAGAUUCAAUCAAGUAUGAAAAUACAGUUGAGGUGGAGCUUCCUGUUUAUAAUGCCAUUUUGAAAUUCCAAAAAGAUAAACGCCCGGGUGAUGAGCUUUUUGACAAGCUGGAUACAAGUAUAUUAAAUGCUCAUCUUAAGGAACUCAUGCCCAAGCUGACAGCAAAAGUCUUCCGUACAUUCAAUGCAUCGUUCACUUUGGAUGAUAUGUUGAAUAAGGAAACUAAAGACGGAGAUGUUGCACAAAAGGUUGGCGUCUAUCAGCAUGCAAAUAAACAGGUUGCAAUCAUUUGUAAUCAUCAGCGUAGUGUUUCAAAAUCUUACAGUGCACAAAUUUCAAAGUUGAAUGAAAAGAUUGAUGAACUUCAGGCUUAUUUGAAGGAGCUGAAAAUAGAUUUGGACAGGGCAAGAAAGGAAAAGCCACCUCUAAAGAGUUUGGACAGGAUAGAGAAAAAGAUAGCUCAAACCAGCGCAAAAAUUGAGAAAAUGCAACGUGAUAUGCAUACAAAAGAAGAUCUAAAAACUGUGGCACUUGGGACGUCCAAGAUAAACUACCUAGAUCCCAGAAUAUCAGUUGCCUGGUGCAAGCGGCACGAGGUUCCUAUUGAAAAGAUUUUCAGCAAAACUUUGCUGGAAAAAUUUGCUUGGGCAAUGGAUGUAGAUCCCGACUUCAGAUUCUGAGAUCUACGAGAUGAAGGCAUACAAAUACAACUGAGAGGUUUUGUUUCUUUAUUUUACAAGUCUAGCGGAAAUUUAUGUUGCAAAGUCUUCAUCUAAUCUUAUCACAGCUCGAUUUCUUCGUGGACUGAGUCAAUGAUCCAUAUUUAUGAUUUAAUGUGAUACCAAUGUUAAAUGAUGCAAAGUUUUGCAGUUUCAUUCUUUCUAUUUUAUUCGUAUUGUUAUUGUUACUAGUGUAUUGCCCUAUGAUGCACGGGUAAUAUUAUCUGCAGUUUGUAUAUAUAAAAUAUAAAAAUACUUAUAUUGAUGAAUC